Messenger RNA from Centropristis striata (black sea bass), 1935 nucleotides. RefSeq names its product tetraspanin-3-like. Gene Ontology annotation, biological process: regulation of vascular endothelial growth factor signaling pathway; protein maturation; protein localization to plasma membrane. The record is from RefSeq and is a predicted model, not a curated record. Gene Ontology annotation, cellular component: membrane. The transcript is spliced from 7 exons. The coding region runs from base 79 to 840 and encodes 253 amino acids. NCBI's taxonomy places the organism in Eukaryota, Metazoa, Chordata, Actinopteri, Perciformes, Serranidae.
UUAUUAUAACAGCAAAGGUGCAGGUGCAUCAACAUAUAUUUUUUAUAGUUUGGUUUUAAUUUCAGAGCUCAAGUGACCAUGGGGCAGUGUGGAAUUACGUCAUCCAAAACCGUCUUGGUUUUUCUCAAUCUCAUAUUUUGGGCUGCCGCUGGAAUUUUAUGCUACAUCGGAGCCUAUGUGUUUAUCACAUAUGACGACUAUGACCACUUCUUUGAAGAUGUGUACACAUUGAUUCCUGCCAUCAUAAUAAUAGCCGUCGGGACUCUUCUCUUCAUCAUCGGCUUGAUUGGCUGCUGCGCAACUAUACGUGAAAGCUCCUGUGGUCUGGCAACUUUUGCUGCCAUUCUCCUGCUGGUGUUUGUAACAGAGUGUGUGGUGGUGGUGCUUGGCUACAUAUACAGGGCAAAGGUAGAAGAUGAGGUGAAUCACUCCAUCCAGAAGGUUUACAAUGAAUACAAUGGCACCAACACUGAUGCUCCCAGCCGUGCUAUUGACUAUGUGCAGAGGCAGCUUCACUGCUGUGGCAUUCACAACUACUCUGACUGGAGGAACACUCGCUGGUUUAAAGAAUCUAAGAACAACAGCGUCCCAGUCAGCUGCUGUCAGCCCAGCAUCACUAACUGUACCGGCACUCUCACUCGACCAGCAGAUCUCUACCAAGAGGGUUGUGAAGCUCUUGUUGUGAAGAAGUUAAAGGAGAUCAUGAUGUAUGUCAUAUGGGCUGCGCUCACUUUUGCAUCUAUACAGAUGCUGGGCAUGCUCUGUGCCUGUGUGGUGCUGUGCAGGAGGAGUCACGACCCAGCGUAUGAGCUGCUGGUCACAACCAACAGCUAUGCAUGAAGGACGCAGCCAACCAACGAAGCAUUCAGUAAAUCAAAAGGAUCGUCACCGGACAUGUCCACAGUAGAUUUCAGCUGUAGUUAUAUAAGCUCAAGCACACCUUGCACAAUCCAUGAUAAAGUAGCGAACACUGAUGAUGUGGUUCGGGUGGGUGGGGGCUUCAAGGGGAAACCAGUUAUUUAUUGACAUGCUUUGUGAGUUACUGUUACUUUAAAUGUUCUUUUUUUUCCUCCUUAUGAAUACCGAAAUAUUUACAGAAGCCAAAGUUGUAUAUGGCUAAUUGACAUUAUUGAUGUUGAUGCAGAUUUUUUUUCUUCUUUUAAUUGUGGCUUGAUCAAAUUUGAGCUCAUCCCCUUUGAGGAUGAUAAGAAGUAUUUUGGAGCAUACGUGUGAAAUUGUGGCUGGGAGUGUUGUAUGGAAUGUAUUUCCUUGUGGGCUAGUUUGCACUACAGCUUGAGCUCUGGAGAUAUUUCAUGGCUAUAAAUGGAAAACUCUAUGCUAAAAAGAACAUGUACACUAUUGCUAAGAACUUGUUUUUUUAGUACCAGACUUUGUGAAAAUGGAAAAACAUUUAACCAUAGACUGAACAGAUUCAGUGUUUUUAUCUCAGUCUUUAAAAAUAUUGUUUGUGGAGCAGCUCUGCAUUUUAUCUCUCAAAGCCAUGUUUGGCAGAAAGACGUCUUCAUAUUCACAAAUGUCCAGGUUUGAAUAAUGUACAUUCUGUUUUGGUGUGGAUAUUCUCCAAAUCGGGCUGCAAUAGUGAGGCAUUGCCAAUAUAUAAAUUGUGAAUGAACCUUUUAUUCUCCAGUGCUAUUAGUAGGAAUAUUAUCAGUGUUACCUGAAGACCUGUGUAUGUGUAGGUUCACUUUGUUACAGUCAGAAAUCCCUCUGUUUAGUUUGUUAGUUAUAAACCUGCUAUAAAGAAUUUCAACACAUUAUUUUAUACAUUUUUGUGAAAUUGUGCACCGUUUUAUUAUUUUUAGGCAGUUAAGAUGACCCCUAGAUAUUUAGCUAGUGCUGCAGAAAAAAUAUGAUGAACAAACUUGUGUAUAAACUGGAAAACAGGCAGGAGACGAAUAAACUCAUACAUUUCAA